AGUUUCAAAAAGGCAAUAUUUUUUGUAAGAGACAGAACGCACUGCCUCUGCAACGCAAUGCUGCAAGGCAAAUGCAGGGUUCUAUUGGAAAUUCAUGUAGGCUACAUCUUGUGUACCAAAACGCAAUAACACUGUCUAUCUAAUCGAAAUGUCACUGUCUGUCUAAUCGAGGCGUAGAGACCCUACGCUGCCGCCAACUGGGAGGACCAACAAAAAAGGAAGGACGUCGUUACGUAUCAAUGUAGACAUUUGAAUCAUUAUUUCAUCCACCCAAUGGAAUGGUCAUCCGCCCAAUGGCAUGGUCGAGACAACGGGUAGCAACCUAAAAGGACACUAACAUGGCCUUUCCAGGGGAGCAGUAUGUCCUGCGCCUCCGACUCAUUGAAGUAGAAAUCUUCAUCCAAAUCGAGGAUGAAGUUUCCCAGAGGCUCCCGAAUGGCACGUCCUGUCCAUUCCCCGAUAUAGUGGACCUCCUGCAGAGCUGUGCUUUCCACAUGCAGAGACUUUGACAGCUCCAUGGCAUAGGCACAUACCGGGAACAGACAGUAGCCUACAGGAGAACAGCAUCCUUAUCUUUUAGCAGUCUCUCCCUCCCCCAAAAUACUACCCUGUCUCCCAGGCCAGACCCUGUCUCUCAGAGAGCCUCUCCCUGGGGCCAUGCCCAUCCUACUUAAUGCUGACACCUCCUUCAGCUCCAAGCAGGAGCUCCUGGAUCUCCAGAAUGGCCCCAUGGGCCCCUCCCUGGAUACACCCAGCCCCUUGAACUCUCACGAGGAUAGCCCAGUGGACUCAGGCCCCGGCAGCCCUGCUGGAGAAGGCCCUGCUGGCCACCUCAUCCUCACCAGGGCUUCUGCCCCUCUGCCUGGACAGCUUUACGGGGUUGAGGUGCCCACAGAGACCCCCCUGGGCCUCAAAUUCAUCCCCACGGACUCAGAAGGGCUGUGUGGCUGGGGGGCCCUGACACCCCGAGCCAUCCAGACCUUCAACACCCCUCGCUGGGUGCUCUUCUUCCUCUGUGUGGCUUCCUUCCUCCAGGGCAUGAUCAUCAACGGCUUCAUCAACACCGUGGUGACCUCCAUAGAGAGGCGCUUUGACCUGCGUAGCUACCAGGCCGGGCUCAUCGCCAGCUCCUACGACAUCGCUGCCUGUGUGUGCCUGGCCUUCGUCAGUUACUUUGGUGGGACGGGGCACAAGCCUCGUUGGCUGGGCUGGGGGGUGCUAGUCAUGGCGCUAGGCUCUCUGGUGUUCGCCCUGCCUCACUUCACCACUCCCCCAUACCAUGUCAGCAUUCCUGAGCGGACAGGUGUGUGCACAGGAAACCGUACCAGCCCUUGCCAUGAUAGCGAGGGUGGGGGCCUGUCCAGCUACCGCUUUGUCUUCAUGCUGGGCCAGUUCCUGCACGGGGUGGGAGCCACUCCCCUGUACACUCUGGGGGUCACCUACCUGGACGAGAACGUCAAGUCCAGCUAUGCUCCAGUGUACAUUGGGAUCUUCUAUACAGCAGCCAUCGUGGGUCCAGCAGCAGGGUACCUUCUAGGAGGACACUUUCUCAACAUCUAUACAGAGGUUCACGUGACGACGGAGCUGACUCCAGAGAACCCUCUGUGGGUGGGGGCCUGGUGGAUUGGCUUCCUUGCAGGAGGGGCAGCAGCGCUGGUCAUUGCCCUGCCCAUCCUGGGCUACCCACGCCAACUACCAGGCUCUCAGAAGUAUGUCGCCAUGCGUGUGUCUGAGGCCCACCAGCUGAAAGAUGGCAGUCAGGCCAGUGCAUCAGACCCUCAGUUUGGGAAGUCAGUGAAGGACAUGCCUAGGUCAGUGUUGCUCCUGCUGAAGAACCCUCCCUUCCUCUUCCUCUGUCUGGCGGGGGCCACGGAGGCCACCCUCAUCGCUGGCAUGUCCACCUUUGGCCCAAAGUUCCUGGAGUCUCAGUUCAGCUUGAGUGCAUCUGAGGCAGCCACAUGGUUCGGCUACAUGGUGGUGCCCGCGGGCGGAGGUGGCACCUUCCUGGGCGGCUACAUCGUGAAGAAGCUGAACCUACGUUGCCGUGGCAUCAUCCGUUUCUGCAUGGUGUGUGCCCUCGUCAGUCUACUGGCCAUAUUCAUCUUCCUCAUCCACUGUCCCAAUGUCCCUAUGGCCGGGGUGACCGCUCCCUACCCCAGCAACCUGCCACCGGGCCAUCAGUACAACAAGAACUACAAUGAACAGUACUAUGAGCAAGCCAACAACCGCCGCAACAGCUCUUUGUUGGGGGGCAACCUGACAGUGGGGUGUAAUGCAAAUUGCAACUGUUUACGAGAGCUCUAUAACCCAGUCUGUGGAGACGACGGUGUGAUGUAUUACUCCCCAUGCCAUGCAGGAUGCAGCACAAUCAACCACACAGAGAUCUCAACAGGCAGACAGGUGUACUCGGGCUGCAGCUGUGUGGUAGGUGGGAAUGUGACAUCGGGGCACAAGGGCCUGGCACGGGAUGGGAAAUGCACCAGCUCCUGUAGCCACAUGCCAGCCUUCCUCACCUUCCUCUUCAUCAUCAUCUCCUUCACCUUCCUGUGUAGUAUACCAGCCCUCACCGCUACCCUCAGGUGUGUUCCAGACAACCAGAGGUCCUUUGGACUGGGGAUCCAAUGGAUUGUGGUGCGAAGUCUAGGUGGGAUCCCAGGCCCGAUAGCAUUUGGCUCUGUGAUCGACAUCUCAUGCCUGCUGUGGGAGAACCAGUGUGGAGAGCAGGGCUCCUGCCAUCUCUACCAGAACUCUGCCAUGAGCCGCUACACCCUUAUCGCUGGCAUCAUCUACAAGGUUCUCGGCACGCUGUUCUUCCUGCUGGCCAGUGUUCUGUACAAGCCCCCUCCAGAGUCGCCCCAGAGCAGCUGUGAGAGCACCGACCAUGGGCCGGGGGACAGCGGGGGCGAGACGGGGGACCUCCCCAUCAAGGACCUUCCACCAGAGAUCAUCGCCAAUGUACACACCAGGUUAUGAUGACUUCAGACCCCACCCACCCUGCACUACAGUGUGUAUCACCCCACAUCUCACCGCACGUGUAUGUUGGUGUGUGUGGCGUACCACUGCUUCCCUCAUCACUGCCAGCCUAUGCCCGUCUCAUAGACACUCCCAACACAUAGACACAUCACCCCAGGGCAUGUCUCACCUACUGACCCCACGUUCAUCCCAUCGGCCUGCCCUCCACUGCCAGCCCACUGAACUUGGGGUGUGUGUGAUGUGAUGUGAUGAAAGACUAAGGUCACAGAUAGGGUCAGAGGUUAGUCUGAGAAGUAGCUAAGAGGUUUCUCCUGAUGGCUUUUGGGAUUUGAACCAGUCCAAAAUCACAUUUUUAAAUGAAGAUUUUAAAUGUAAAAUGACAUAGAAAGUAUGUUUUUUUGUUUUGUUUCCCAGUCAGGUCUAAAGGAUGUGACAUAGGGGCUGUUUGUAUAGCUUAUGUCAUGCCAUGAGUAUGAAGCAUUCCUUAUGAGUGUUGAAAGAGGCAUUUACACCCGUAAAACAACCCUGUUGUCUCGUCCUAUCACAGAUACAAGUUUUUUUUAAAUCUACACCGAAACAGAAUUGAAAUACAAAGAAAAACAGAAUUUUCAUAUCAUAUAAAAACUAUAGACCAAGAGUAUUUAAAGGCACUUACUGUUAUUAUAACUAUACCUAUUGAAACAAAUAACACACAUAGAUUUUAACAAAUGGAAGAGCACACACCUAUUUAUGACAGCCUUUAGCACAUGUAUGACAUUGAAUGACCUGUAGCAGGCUGCCAUUUAACAGAAGUGAAGACAAAACCCGAGAGGCCGUGAAGAUGAUGAUGCUAUAUCAUCCUGUCCAUGUGUCAUACAACAAGACAAACUGUUUUGUAUGAAGGGGUAAUACCAAGACCCUUUUUCACAACCAGACACAUUGCUGCGCUUUAAAACUAAUCAGCUCUGAUGAACUUAGACAAUUGUAUUAUAUGAGAGUUUUUCUGGCAGUGUAUGCUGGUUGUAAUACAUUGUAGGAACAAUGCACUAAUGGAAUGAGUUGCCGUAAAAACAAGAACAACGUGGCCUCUUAUCCAAACCGCCAAGUGUGCCAAAGUAGCAUUGCCCCAAUCUCUCUUCUGUUUUGUGAUCUAAUUCAUUCAGAUCAUUUAUUUAUGAUGGAAAUUAAAAGCACAGAUUGCUCAUAUAGUCUUUCAAUUUGUUGUUUUUAGCAUGAUUUGAUAUUGUCCAGCCAUAUUUGUAUAAAGAGGCUGUAGUUAAUGAUUUAUACUGAAAAAUGGACCCAUAGAAGUUUACCAUGACAAACAAUCUCCCCUAGAACUACCCUGUUCUAUAGUGUUAAAAUGUGUUAAAAUUGAGUCUUUAUUGUUUAAUGUAACAGUAAUGACACUUUACAACUUGUGUUGGUAAUUUGCAUUUCUCAUGUUUUAAAUGUAUUCAUUUGUUAUGGACCCAAAUGCCUCCAGAUCAGCUCUCCCCCAUUCUCCAAUUGGGGAGAGCGGGGCUUGACCGCCUUUAGAGAGUAUGUGUAACCAUAAACAUUCCUAGUCUUAUUGUUAUGCCUCCUCACUCCCUAGCACUUCGUAAAAUUUGACUUUUGGAUUUUGUUUUGGUACUUUUGUAAAUGAAAUGGAAACGUAUGAAUUUUAUUAAAAUGUUUCUUAAGA
Messenger RNA from Salmo salar (Atlantic salmon), 4639 nucleotides. Its product is annotated as solute carrier organic anion transporter family member 4A1. Gene Ontology annotation, biological process: transmembrane transport; sodium-independent organic anion transport. Gene Ontology annotation, cellular component: basolateral plasma membrane. Gene Ontology annotation, molecular function: protein binding. The record is from RefSeq and is a predicted model, not a curated record. Lineage: Eukaryota; Metazoa; Chordata; Actinopteri; Salmoniformes; Salmonidae.